Molecule: messenger RNA, 1119 nt
Organism: Exophiala oligosperma
Lineage: Eukaryota; Fungi; Ascomycota; Eurotiomycetes; Chaetothyriales; Herpotrichiellaceae
Exons: 2
Coding region: 1-1119 (372 amino acids)
Biological process (GO): regulation of DNA-templated transcription
Molecular function (GO): DNA-binding transcription factor activity, RNA polymerase II-specific; zinc ion binding
Source: RefSeq, a predicted model, not a curated record
AUGCCAAAUCGAAAAGAGCGACAGGACAAUCGGCUGCCGCCGAAAGCUGAGAGUUCUGAGCAGUUAAGAACUCGAGUUCGAAUUGGAAGGGCUUGCGAUCGUUGUAAAAUCAAGAAAUCGAAGGUGGGAUGGAUUGAGUCGUCACCAAUUCCCCCAAAAUCCUCCGGGACAUUCAGUCGUCUGACCAAUUUACAGUGUGAUGGCAACAUUCCCUGCGCGGGUUGUAUCGCAAGCGAUAGUAUUUGUGAGUAUAGUGCUAGGAGACGGAGAGAAGCAAGGGACUGGUACUGGGGUAUGCAUGAUGUUAUGGACGAAGCAUUGCAGAGGCUCUAUUGGGCGUGCAGAGAGGGUCGUGGAUUUCCUGGUGUCGUUCCCGAUGAGAGCAGCAGCCGCGUCUCUACCGAUGCGAUUCUCCGUGGUCUAGGUCUCGAUCCCCCACCUGUAGAGCGUGCAGGUCCUAUCAAAAGUCAGUCAGAGUCGGUAUUGGACAGCAGAAUAGUGCGAGGCCAGCCAUCCUAUCAACCACCAGACAUACCACCGCGGCUCGCACCCCGUCCUUCCAGACAGUCAUCGGAUCAGAUCCCACUCUCACCCCUGGGAAAGGACGAUAUGGGGGACGGGGUCGAGCUUCUAGAUGGAAGAGACGGAGUGGAUGGAGUGGAUGGUGUUGAUGGAGCAUCGGACUCGGACGAAAUGGACUCGGUGUCCCAAGGCAUGGGGCCCGAGCAUCAAACUGCUGCAAUUCCUGCAGCUAUAAGUCAAGGAUUCCAACCACCUCCAGAUGAUCCUCUCGAUGCUUCUAUGCUCUUGGGUGGAAACGUUGCAAUGAUGAAUCUGCAAUCUCCAAUGUACAGUCAGAUGGCACCAAUGGACUUCCAAAGCACGGCUGCUCUGGGAGGGCACGCUGGGCAAGCAGCAAUGCGGACGACGCAACAACAACAUAGUGGUAUACAAGCCAAUGUCUUUACACCAGGCAGCCAAGCAGGUUGGACAGCUGAGCGUACAGCCGCGGUGGACGGGGAUACUUUACCAUGGCCGGGCAAUCUUGCAGCUGUGUAUAGGGACACACAACCUCCACAUGGUGGCAGUGCCUUUACUCCACCUAGUCAUCCCAGGUGA